UCAAACGAUGGAAACUCAAGUGUUUGAAACAAACACAAAGUCCAGAUUUAAACGAAUUUGUGUGUUCUGUGGUAGCAGCCCUGGCAAGAACCCGAGCUAUCAACUCGGCGCUCUUCAACUAGCUCAACAACUGGUGGAAAGAAACAUUGACUUGGUUUAUGGAGGAGGCAGCAUUGGCCUGAUGGGUUUAGUCUCCCAAGCUGUGCAUGAUGGCGGUUGCCACGUGUUAGGUGUGAUUCCAAGGACGCUGAUGUUAAGAGAGCUGACCGGAGAAACUGUGGGAGAAGUGAGGCCUGUGUCGGGCAUGCACCAACGAAAAGCAGAGAUGGCUAAACAAGCGGACGCGUUCAUUGCCCUGCCAGGUGGGUAUGGCACUUUAGAGGAGCUUCUGGAGGUCAUAACUUGGGCUCAACUUGGAAUCCACCACAAACCCGUGGGGCUGUUGAACGUGGACGGCUAUUACAAUGCGCUUCUUUCGUUCAUUGACAAAGCCGUGGCAGAAGGUUUUAUCACACCAGCUGCCCGUAACAUUAUUGUUUCCGCUCAGACUGCCCACGAACUCAUGUGCAAGCUUGAGGAUUACAAACCAAAGCACUGCGGAGUUGCCGGCUGGGUAUGAUCGGUAGAUGGACGAACAAAUGGGUUUCAUACAAAAUCAGAUAUUGCCCGCUGACUUAGUCUCAUUUAUUUCGACACU
This is a messenger RNA of Cucurbita pepo subsp. pepo (vegetable marrow), 697 nucleotides long. RefSeq names its product cytokinin riboside 5'-monophosphate phosphoribohydrolase LOG3. Gene Ontology annotation, molecular function: hydrolase activity, hydrolyzing N-glycosyl compounds. Lineage: Eukaryota; Viridiplantae; Streptophyta; Magnoliopsida; Cucurbitales; Cucurbitaceae. Gene Ontology annotation, cellular component: cytosol; nucleus. The record is from RefSeq and is a predicted model, not a curated record. Gene Ontology annotation, biological process: cytokinin biosynthetic process.